UGCCAUGCAGGGACUGAAGAUUGCAAUACAGCAGCAGUGCACUUGAGGCUACACUAGGGGCGGAGUUUGACCUCUCAAGUCUCAAAACAUCCCUAAUCCGCGUCGGACACUCUGGCACAAGCCAUCAACUGGCCCCAUUUGUGCAGCAAAGGGACGAAUUUUCACCGAAAUAACACUGCCCCGAUCAGCUGUGUGAGGCGUAGCGGCGUACGGAGGCUCUGGCUGCCGCCUGUGUGCGCGUCGGAGGGACUGAGGGUGAGGGUGGGGGGGGGGGGAAUGCUGCACUAUGACAGAUAGUGCGUUACAUGCGUCUGGACGUAUCUGCAGUCAUUUCUAGGCAGUUUCAUUGGCAAAAGGAGUCGUGUUAUUGCGCCUGCGGUGGACGCGAGCAGCCAAGUGUGCGCUUCUCCUCAAGGUAUUGUCCAGUUGCCAUUCAAUGUCCAGUAUUACGUGGCUGAGGCUGCCUUGUGGCUGAUCCCGAAAAUGCUUUCAACUAACCGCUCCGGACGUGCGUGGGGAUGAAAUGGAUGGAGCCAAUGGCCAGACCAAUGCACCAGCUCCCACCUCCCAGCAUGUCCAGCCGCAGCAAGUCUCCCCCCAAGUCUGGAGAAGCUGCAGGCUCUAACUCCAAGACAUGGGUGAAGAUGUUCAAAAAACCUGGAGGAGGCCUGAAAAAGUCCUACCAGCCUGGGAGUAUGCUGUCCCUCGCACUCACCAAAGGCCUGCUGAAUGAGCCUGGGCAAAACAGCUGCUUCCUAAACAGUGCUGUUCAGGUGCUUUGGCAGCUGGACAUUUUCAGGAGAAGUUUGAGGCAUCUCUCAGGUCACUUCUGUCUUGGUGAUGCCUGCAUUUUCUGUGCUUUAAAGAGUAUUUUCAGCCAGUUUCAGCAGAGCAGAGAGCGUGUGCUUCCCUCCGACAGCCUGCGUAACGCCCUAGCUGAAACUUUUAAGGAUGAGCAACGCUUCCAGCUUGGUCUGAUGGAUGACGCUGCCGAGUGCUUUGAGAACAUCCUGGAGCGAAUUCAUUUGCACAUAGUUUCAGACACUGCGACCGACGCUUGUUCAUCCAAAUCCUGCAUCACCCAUCAGAAGUUUGCAAUGAUGCUUUAUGAGCAGUUUGUGUGUCGCUGUUGUGGUGCAUCUUCAGACCCGCACCCAUUCACAGAAUUUGUACACUAUGUAUCCACCACUGCUUUAUGCCAACAGGUUGAACGCAUAUUGGGGAAGAACGAACAGCUCAGGUCAGACAUGUUUGGAGAAUUGCUGCAGGCAGCAAACAACACGGGUGACCUGCGAAGUUGCCCGAGCAACUGUGGUCAAAGCAUCAAGAUCCGACGUGUGCUCAUGAAUUGUCCGGAGAUUGUCACUAUUGGAUUUGUAUGGGAUGCUGAGCAGUCUGAUCUUACAGACGAUGUCAUUUGUUCACUUGGCCCACGUUUGAACCUGUGUGGGCUUUUCAACCGCGUCACUGAUGAAAAUGCCAAGCGGAGUGAGCUGCAUCUGGUGGGGAUGAUCUGUUUUUCGAGUAAACAUUACUCAGCCUUUGCCUAUCACACCAAAUCUUCAAAAUGGAUGUUUUUUGAUGAUGCUACUGUGAAGGAGAUUGGAUCCAAAUGGAAAGAUGUUGCCUCUAAAUGUAUCAGGGGACAUUACCAACCACUUCUUUUAUUUUACACAAAUCCUGAGGGAUCUCCAGUGUCUAAUGAAGAUGCACCAAGACAAACCACCAUGUGUCCCCGGUACAAAGCCCAAGUAAACGGUGACGCAACAGUGAAACGUCCCCUUGGCAGUCCUAACAAAUUCCAAGAACCUUUCACAGAGAAUUUACAGAGGGCAAGUGAAACAUCAAAAAAGGAUCGAGGUCAUCGGAAAACGGAUCUGUCGCAACACAAAGAGAUGGCCCAUACAAGAUCUUCAUCUCCAGAGAAUGGACAAAGGCAUCCUGUGGAGCAAAAACUAAGAAGCUAUCCACGCACUGAGAAGUCAUCAAACCAUUCGAACAGAGGAUCACAGGAGCCACGUGGACAGUCCUUCAGUACACAGGCUGGUGGGCAUAGCCGAAGGAACAACACUUCCCCAAGUCGCCAUGAUCAAGAAAGCUAUCAGGAGCAAUGGGAAAAAAGUGGAAGUGAAGGAAGUCGCCAUAAAUCCAAGUCUACUUGGAGACCCAUUCGGGAGGUGUUAAAUGUGGACACUGUACUGAACGAACUGGAGCAGCGCCGUCAACAGCAACACGACAGCCCGCGGCACAGUAAGCCUUCAUCCCAUGAAAGAGUGCACACUGAACAAAGCCGGGACCGUGAGCGGGAAUAUGUACGAACUAGGGAAGAUCGGAAGCAGAAGUGUUUAAUGACAAUUUAUGAGGAUGAGCAGCGGCAUGAGACGGAGAGCCACAGCUCUGUAGAAUCGGAGAGCAGGGCCAACCAACAGAGGAGCAGCAGACUUAAAGGUGGUCCUAAGACACUGCUGCGUAGUGAUACCUGGACCAUUCAGAGGACAGAGUCUGGCUAUGAGAGCAGUGAUAGGCUCAGCAGUGGCUCCACCAACCCUGACUCACCUGGUGUCGAUGGUUUUGUUGUUAAAGACCAGAGAUCAACACCAGGAGCACAGCUUGAAAGUCAAAUACAACAAAAAGGAGGCGAGAUCAAAUCAAAUUUAACAUCCUCACCUUCUCACAGUGGUAAACAUCAACCCAAACCUCAGGGAAAGAACCAUGACCAAGUUUCACAUUCACAUCAAAAGUGCAGUCCAAGUUCGAGACGGAAAUCAAAGUACACUUCUAGUUCCUCCAGAAAAGCAGAGAGGGACUCCACUGGUUCAGAUAACAGGCAGGGUCAGCAGCAGGAGCUGUCAAACUGUAGAGGGCACACUGGAGAAAGUACAGCCCUGAGGCACAUCACAAAAACCAGCAGCUCAGAAUGGAACAGCUCUGAUGAUCUCGCUCUCUCUGAGCCCGAAGACCGAGAAAACACGUACCGAUCCAGCAACAGCGAAGCUGUCACCUCCGAAGCUCAGUGUCCUCACAUAACGCUGCCAUACCACCCUCCCAGCAACGUGACUGCAGAGCCUCUCCACCUGAACAAUCAGCGACAGCUCAGUGUAACAACCUCGCCUCACCUUCGAACGACCCAGCGGAUCUCCUCACACCAAGGUGAAGCAAGCCACGCCGUGUUCCGUCCGAGGAUGCUUCAAGAAUCCUAUCCAUCAAGCCCUCGUCUUCCAUCCAUAUCUUAUUUCAGUCCUCACAGGAAGCCUGACAUUUCAGGCCUCAGAACCUUUUCAGAUGCGAGCUCCAAGUCAGGCUCUGACCCGGAAAGGAGUACCCCGUCAUCGUGUGAAAGUGAGGAAAGACUAACUGGAUGCAGAGUGGAACAGGCAGGGCCAGCUCAAGAGGUUUCUCUGACAACGUACUUCAGUGUGGAUAACUGUAUGACAGAAACAUACCGUCUCAAGUACCACAACCAGAGGCCUCUUGUCCUUUCUGCCACUGUGCCGCGGACAGUGGCUGCGACUGAGCGCAGAGACACAAGCCACACACUCCCCACUGACACAUACUCACAAGAUGUGCCAAAAGCCAGACCAGAAACAAGCCAUAAUAGCAAUAAACCCACUGCAAAAUGGAACCCAGUGACAGCCAAAGGACUGGAUGAACGUGGUUUUUUAUGAGUGUUGCUUGGUAAGGUUUUACUACAUAGAUGGACAGUCUUCAGUAGAGUGCUAACUGGAUGCCAAAGAGUUUCACAGAAUGGAAAUAUGUUCCAAACUGAGUGGAAUUUAUUUAUGCAAGCUUGUCACAUCAAUAAAACCUGUUUCUAAAUGCUGCCGCAAAAUGUAUGACGGACUAUCAACUAUCACAUAUACUGUAACUGUCUUCCAUUGUUCCGUAGUAUUGCUGUGAGGAGAUUGCGUUUUGUUUGCACACGUGGUUUUUGAGUUGUUAUUACUCUUUUUAUCACCUUAUGUCAAGUUUAAUUUUUUUUAUUGAUGCAGCAGUUCUAAUUGUUGCAAAAAUGACAUGGUGUCAUGGCAUGAGAGCUUACAGUAAGCCACUGUUAGAUUGAUUAUGUUGUCGCCUGUACAGUAAAUGAAGAUGUCAUUCUACCCAAUGAAAUAAAACCUACAGGCAGAAGAUUUGCAUCAACAGCAGCUGAUUUAAGGUAGUUCAGUUAUUUGUCUGGGCAGCUUACUGACUUUAUGCAUACUGAGGGCUUUAGGGCACCAGGGAACAGACAUUGUAACAUUUACAUGUAUUCAUUUACUGAUUUUGUUCAAAUGUUAUAGGUUUAGCAGUUAUUUUGCAACAUUUAUGUGUCAGUGAAAGACUGAGUUCUGCCCCUUAGCCUACCAGUCAACCUUUUUGAAAGAUUUGUAAUAUUUCAUUGUUUCAAACUAUACUAUAUACUACAUGUAUAGACAUUUGAGAGAUACAGUUUCUCAAUACAAUACAAAUCCAGUAAUUUGUUGGUGUGACAUUGUGCAGGCGGGGCAGCGCUCAGGUCAUUCAGUAGGUCAGCAUAUACUGUUACGACCACGUCACCUCGUGUAUUCUACCUUCGACUGUGCUGGUUCUUGUAAUCCUUUUUUGUAAUUCUCAGUGAUGUCAAAUUGUAUUUUUUUGAGUCUUCCUUUUAAAGUUGACAGAUUUAAACAGGUCUGUAUUUGCAGGUAUUUUCAUAAGGACGCCUGUAUAAUUAAUAUGCCUAUCUGAUAUUGAACAUACAACACAACAACUAUUCUUGUUCAUAAGACUAACGUUCUGAAACCUGCAUGUGGCCUUUACGAAGUCUUACAAGCUGUGUGUGCAGCAUUAGCAUGAGCAUGAUAAUACUGGACAUUGAGUCCAACAAACAUGAACUCUAUUGGAUUUUAUGUAAUUGUAAUUAUAUGAGUUCGGUAAUUGAAUUUUUUUUAAUUUGGGAACUUUUUUAACUCUUGAAUGUUAGUCUCUUUUCUUGCUCUUGCGAGGACACAUACUUGUGAUUGUGCAUCUGUUGUAAAUAGGAACAUACGAUGCAAACAAUGUGUUAGAAAACAGCCGACUGUCCGAGACAUACUAUGCACUCACUAAGGAAUUACUUUAAAAUCACUUCCCAAGGAGAUUCUGAUACUUUUAAGUCUUUGUGGUCUGUACACCCAACAUUCCUGAGAGCACAUAAAAAUCUGUGUUGUUUUCAGAUAUCGAUAUUGGUUUUCCUCCGUGCUCGCCACUUUUUUUCCUAAACGUCCUGCCACUUAUAUCUGUUUUUUUUUCUUUCUUAUAGCCACAGUAACUUUUGUCCAGGUAUUUCUCAACUAUUCUAACCACACAUAUUUAGUCACUAAAUUUGCUGUGUUUGUGUUUGUUGUGGAUGUUCUGUCUGAGGAUAAAGGAUGGUGUUUAGAGAUUUAUAUAAUUACACCUCAACUUGUAAUUUGAGCAUCUACUUGCAUUUGUCAUGUUUUAUUUGUUGACACUGGUCAAAUUCAACAAAAAAGAGAGUGAAACGUGAUUGAGCUAUUGAGAAUUACUAUGAUUAAGAAAUCUAAUGUCACAUAAUAUAAGGACGUCUUUACACAUGUUGAUUGUUCUGUAGUAAUUACAACCCAAAUUCCAAAAAAGCUGGAACGCUGUGUGAAACUUAAAUAAAACAAUGUGAUAAUUUGAUAAUCUUUCUGAAACAGUACAAUGACGGUAUAAUUAACAUUUUCACAGUGUCUCGACUGUUUUUUGGAAUGUGAUUUCUUACAUAAUGAAGUUUAUGUCAUUUAUUUACAGUAUUUGUCCUGUUAUUUAAUUAUUAUAUCUGAUAAAAAUGGAAUUCAGUUGUUUUUACACACGUUGUGUUUUACAUUCAGAAAUUUGUGUCUUCAGUUGUAUCAAGAGUGCCUUGACCUUUUUGGUGUUUUUUUGUUUUGUUUUGUUUUGGUUUUUUUUGAAUAAAACCAGAGUUAGGGAAUGAAAACACUGAAUGAAAUGGGUGGAGGAUGUCAUGCAAACCUUUUUAAAUAUGCAAUGCUAAUAGUGACAUAUCUGAUGACACACCUCUGUGUGCACCAUUAUACUGUGUGUGUGUGUGAGUGUGUGUGAGGUCUACUAUUAAAAGCCCUUUCAGA
This is a messenger RNA of Scatophagus argus, 6092 nucleotides long. It is a transcript of the gene usp53b, whose product is annotated as ubiquitin specific peptidase 53b. Gene Ontology annotation, biological process: sensory perception of sound; protein deubiquitination; response to auditory stimulus. Lineage: Eukaryota; Metazoa; Chordata; Actinopteri; Scatophagidae. Gene Ontology annotation, molecular function: cysteine-type deubiquitinase activity. Bases 519 to 3665 code for a protein of 1048 amino acids. The record is from RefSeq and is a predicted model, not a curated record. The transcript is spliced from 17 exons. Gene Ontology annotation, cellular component: cell-cell junction.